Messenger RNA from Didymodactylos carnosus, 1578 nucleotides. The record is from the annotation of a GenBank genome assembly. NCBI's taxonomy places the organism in Eukaryota, Metazoa, Rotifera, Eurotatoria, Philodinida, Philodinidae.
AUGUCAAAUGAUACGGGUAUGAAAAUAAGUAAAAAUCUAUCAAAACCACCAAAAAACUUCAUUCAUACAACAAAAAUAUCAGACAGUGUUCGCUUAAAAACUUCUGACCCCUUGAAAGAUGAUAAUACUAAAAAACAAACGGCGUCAUCAAAAAUACUUGUUAAUCCCUCGACAGAGCAGCAAGAGAUUGUUGUUACUUUAGAAGCUAAUUCACUUUUAUCAGCAAAAACAAUCGCAAAAGAAGAUGAUAAAACUAGCGCUAGUUCGACUGUACAUGUGUUACAAAAAAUUGAAACAACUCAGACUGGUCAAACUAUUAAUAGUGAACAAAAGUCACUGUCAAAAAUUCAUGUUGUCAAACAACAACCAUACACAAGUAAAUUCACUAAAGACGUGUUGAACGAAGGAAGUUUAAUGUACGCAACUCCUGAGAAACAAGUGGAUCGUAUGCAAGAAAGCUUAAAACAAAAUGUAGAUGCAACCGUUAAAGGGAUGCAUAAUCAACGAAAAUCGGUGAAGGCCAUAUCACCGAUGGAUACAAAACGUGUGACAUUCGAAGAGGAUGCUCGUAUACAAAUAUUAUUGCCUGCCUCACACAAAAUGGAGGCGCUCAAAUCAACAUUAACAUCAGUUACUGCUGAGAAUGGAGAAAAACUGGACGACAAACGACGCAUGAGUAGACUCUCGAGAGUCAGUUCUCGACUAGACGAGGAAGAUUGGUAUCCAAAUCAAGAUGAUCUUCCCGAUAAUUCAAUGCGAUAUGAUACAUUUACAUUGAAUGAUUCCGAAUCAAUAGGAUCAGUUAAGCAAGAAUUAGAAACAUUACAUCAACUGCCUGACGAUGUUAUGUUAUCCGAUUAUAUUCCUGAUGGUUUUGGAAAUUUAGCAUUAGAAGUUGAAGAAGAAUUUAUGACAGAUUUCUUAGAAGAAUUUGAGUAUGAUGUUGCACAACGAAAACGUCCAAAAGUACCGAUCUCACAUCGAACACGAGAAAGUUCAAUAACUCGUUCGCCAUUAGAAUUAUGGCAAAAAGCUCGUUUAGCCAUUGCUAUUCAUUUAUUUAAAAUUCAACAUAAAACUAGAAAGCAAAUGAUCAAUGAUAUUUUUUCAACGACUAAAGCUGAUGAACGUGCAACAAAUCGUAUAACAUUUGAUGAAAUUAAUAAUUUUGAAAAAUUAAUUGAACAAAAAGCACGUUUAGACGAAAGAUGUUUACAAUAUGGUUUAGUUGUUAAACAGAAAUUUUGUCUCGAUUUUUUGCAACAAUUUUUAUGUUUGGAUGUUUAUGAUGUAGGUUCUGGCUACAUAUUUUUGUGCGAUGUCAUGUGCCAACAAAUGGAUAGAGUGCCAGAUAAGAGUUCGUCAUACAGCACGUCAAGAAAUGAAAGUGAAAAACGAUUAGAGAAGAAAUCAAUGAGAUAUCAUAGCACCGGCCAAAAGUCGGAUCAUAUCGUUGAAGAGCAACAACAACGACCAAAAUUACUAUUUACACCAUCGCCCCAGCAAACAAAUACACAACAAUCAUCGAUAUCAAUUACAGGUUUGAGACGAGAAACUAUGAACUGUAUAACUGGAUAA